Messenger RNA from Scomber scombrus (Atlantic mackerel), 2263 nucleotides. It is a transcript of the gene calub, whose product is annotated as calumenin b. The transcript is spliced from 7 exons. Lineage: Eukaryota; Metazoa; Chordata; Actinopteri; Scombriformes; Scombridae. The record is from RefSeq and is a predicted model, not a curated record. Gene Ontology annotation, cellular component: endoplasmic reticulum. The coding region runs from base 74 to 1021 and encodes 315 amino acids. Gene Ontology annotation, molecular function: calcium ion binding.
CCGGGAGGAGGGCUCCAGAGCUGCAACGACGAAUUUCCCCUGAAGACACCGACGGUGUUUGUACGUGUGCAGGAUGGAGCUGCGACCACUUGUCAUGUGCUUUGCUCUCUGUGUGGUUUAUGCCAUCAGCAAACCCACAGAGAAGAAGGAGCGUGUUCAUCACGACGAGCCCCUCAGUAACCGUGAUCACGAUGAUUCAGACAACUUUGACUAUGACCACGAAGCCUUUUUAGGACAAGAGGAGGCCAAAACCUUCGACCAGCUCACACCAGAGGAGAGCAAAGAGAGGCUCGGCAUGCUGGUUGAACGUAUAGAUGACGAUAAGGAUGGCUAUGUGACUGCUGAUGAGAUGAAGAAGUGGAUCAAACACGCUCAGAAGAGAUGGAUCUACGACGACGUGGAUCGGCAGUGGAAGAGUCAUGACCUCAAUGGGGAUGAAGUGGUGUCAUGGGAAGAGUAUAAGAAUGCCACAUAUGGAUACAUUCUUGACGACCCUGACCCUGAUGAUGGCUUUAGCUACAGGCAGAUGAUGGAUCGUGAUGAGAGGAGAUUCAAAAUGGCCGACCAAGACCGUGACAUGAAAGCCAACAAGGAGGAGUUCACAGCCUUCCUUCACCCAGAGGAGUACGACCACAUGAAAGACAUUGUAGUGCUGGAAACUAUGGAAGACAUUGACAAGAAUGGAGAUGGUUUAAUUGAUCUUGAUGAGUACAUCGGUGACAUGUACAACCAGGAGGGAGACGCUUCGGAACCUGAGUGGGUGAAGACGGAGAGGGAACAGUUUACUGAAUUCAGAGACAAAAACAAAGACGGAAAGAUGGACAAGGAGGAGACCAGAGACUGGAUCCUGCCCAAUGACUACGACCAUGCUGAGGCCGAGGCCAAGCAUCUGGUCUAUGAAUCAGAUACAGACAAAGAUGGCCGUCUCACAAAGGCAGAAAUUGUGGACAAGUAUGACCUGUUUGUGGGCAGCCAGGCGACUGACUUCGGAGAGGCUCUCACUCGACACGACGAGUUCUAAUAUCUACCCGGCCCCCAAAGACUGUGUUCAUCCUGUUUUACCACCUUACUCCUCCCACAGUGGACAGCGUGUUUGUUUGUUUGUUUGGGUUUUUUUUAAACAAGAUGAGCUCAGUUAAUCCAACCCCACGGACAAUAAUUUAUUUGAUCUCUUGAAUGUGUCCCAAUGUACACACACUAAGUGUGUCCUCAUGAUAAAUUGUGCGUAAGAUUGGGAUAUAUUGCUAGCUUUUGCUCUGCUUCCACACAUUAUCCUCGCCUCGUCCAGGUCAGGUGAAGGACAAACAGUGUUUUUAUUCUUAUGAGAGAAUUAUUUGAAAUAGCCAUGUUUUGUUAAGAAAACUUUGAUAGAAAAAUAAGUUUAGACUUGCAGUUUGUUGAACAAUUUGUUUUUGCAAUGCACUGGACCGUGAAGAGUAAAGCUGAUUUCUAGAAUUUGUUCUACUCUGUCUAAUCAUGUAAUUGGGUCCAAACUGAAUUCACUUGUACUUUGUUUUUUGAUGUCUUUAUUGAUCAUAGUUUGAUAAUGCUGGAGUACAGGAUGUUUGGAAUAAGGAGUAAAUGUUAAAUUUCAAUGACAAUGAAGACUAUUUGGACUAGUGCAAUACAGUAUCAUCAGUGGGACCCCGCUGUGUUUGCUAUAAUGGUCCCCCAAACCAUCCAUGGUAACACAGGCUGUGGUGUAUGUUAGUUGAAGGAAUCAAGAUGACUUUAAGGACUGAUGGAUGCUUUGUCAAAACUGCCUCUUCUUUUUCAUCACCUCAAUAUUGUGAGUGAGUGACUGAGUGAGUAAGUGUUUGUGUGUGUGUGUGUGUUUGUGUGUGUGUACACUUAUAUUACUUGUAUUCUUGAUGAGUGAUUUCCCCUUUUUUCAAUGUUAUAUUUUGAGUUUUGUGUAAUUCAGCUCAACUACUAACUCAUUUGUGUGCCAAGCAAAAAAAACUAUUGUUUUUUGUAGGCAGUUAAAAAAAAACACUUUCUCCUGCAUAUUUUGGGAGCUAAAUAUGUUUAUGCUUGUCUUAUCACUACCACCAUUUAUAACCACUGUUGAUCAUUUUUAUGGUAUACUAUAAUGUACAUGAUAAUGUUUUUUUACAGGCUCACUGCAGCGACAUGCCUUUCACGAGUGACUUUACUGUAAAUAAGUUGUUGGUCUGCAAACUGAGCACUCUAAUAACAAUCAGGUCCAGUUUUUGUGAUUGAGAGGAAUGUCUCAAUAAAACAAAUAAAAUUGGAACUUUUA